GCACAGAAGGAGUUGGAUUCCCCGCUAACAACUGAGGAACUCACACACACUCUAGCUACGAUGGCAAAAGGCAAGGCCCCCGGGGAAGAUGGGCUUCCGCUAGAAUUCUACAAGGCAUGCUGGAGUACGCUAGCCGAGGACCUGGUGGCAGUCUACAACGAGACCCGAGAAGGGGGGUUGCUGGGAAAGUCUAUAGCCAAGGGCAUCAUUACGCUUAUGUAUAAGAAGGGUGAUAGGAGUGAGAUCAGAAACUGGCGGCCGAUCUCACUCUUAAAUCUCUCUUAUAAAUUGUUGGCGAAGACCCUGGCCAAUAGACUGGCCAAACAUCUCCCAGGGUUGGUGGGGCUGGACCAAGGUGCAUUUGUGAGAGGUAGGUCAAUCGUGGACAACCUGGCGACAGCUAUAGAGGCGCUAGAGGUGAUUGAAGGGAGAAACGAGGAGGUGGUAGUGCUAAUGCUGGACAUGGAGAAAGCCUUCGACAGAGUCAACUGGGCAUUCGUCCUGACUACGCUGAAGGCAUUGAAUUUUGGAGAUGCAUUCUGCAGUUGGGUCGGGGGCUUGUAUUUCUCCUCUUCAGCUGUAGUGCAAGUGAACGGGUACCACUCUGAGGAGUUUGAACUUUCACGUUCAUUACGACAGGGGUGCCCAUUGGCCCCCCUCCUAUUCGUCCUUCAACUUGAAGUCCUGCUGCAUGAUAUCAGGGCACACCCACUGCUGGAGGGCUUGCGUCUCAAGAGCGGCAAGGAGUGCAGGGUGAAAGCUCUAGUAGAUGAUCUGCUAGCCCUGUCUGCAAACACGGAAAACUCACUGGAAGCACUGAAGCAAUGUCUCCACCGAUCAGGAGGCAGAUUGGUGCAUCUUGGCAGAAGAAAUCUCGCAGAUCAAUGGGAACUUUCGACACCACAAGACGUCUGGGUGGCUAUAAUGAUCCAGCCAUUCCUGGCAAAGCGCAUCAAGUCCAAAUUUUGGAGCGAUAUUAUAUAUGCAUGGCAGAAGUGUAAGCCCGAUCGGACAGCCGAGCCAACCACCAGGUCGGAAGUACUCAAGCAGCAUCUCUUUGAGAACCCACUGCUUCUCAACAAGGAUGGAAACUCCUUUAAGGCAAGUUCAGGUGCAGGGGCAUACGGGAUGAAGUGGAUUCAGCGGGGGGUAGCCAGGGUAGAGGACAUUUGGGAAGAGGAUACAGGCCAGUGGAUUAGUAGGGAAAGUCUGAAAGUAAAACUGGGUAGGCUGCCAGAGCAGGAGGGGAGACUUGCGGAUCUGAUACAAGCAAUCCCGGAAGAGUGGAAGGACAUGCUGGGUCCGUGUUUCAUACCAUUAAUUGGAACCUGGUACAAGCGGAGUGACGGAGCAAAGGAAGAGUUUGUGCGGUUAACGGAGUGGAAUGAUGAUGUUCCUGGGAAAUGCUCCCUACAGGUCCACGAGAGAGAAAGAGCAGGAGAUAUUAAUCUCAGAGAAGUAGGGAGCUGCACCAGUUAUGGGGUUUCUGCUCUGGAAGAAAUCAGAGUAACGCAGGUCGCACAGCGGCAGCAAGCGAAACCUACCAAGUGGCAACUGGUGGCAAACGGGGCAGCGUAUGCCGAGAGCAGAGUGGAUAUUUCGAGGUGGGGUUGGGAAGUUGGAUCAGAAGUUAUCUGGGGUUUGGGAAACUGCUCAACUGUUCUGACACAGAGAAUCCGAGCAAAAGAGGCUCAGAAGGGGGAGAAGUUGAGAAGAGAUGGCAAGCGAAACCUACCAAGUGGCAACUUGGACCCGCCGAGCAGCAAAGAUCUGCAGAAGCUCUGGAACCAGCUGACAUUAAUCCCAUCUCAGAAAUUAGCCUCCCUUCUCUGGCUUCAAUCUCACCAGGCUAUCCCGACAGCAAGAUGGUUGAGGAAAAGGGGACUGCUAUUUAAGGAGGCCUGUGACAGAUGCAGUUGGCUCUUUGAAAUGAUGCACCAUCUCUGGUGGGCCUGCCCCAAAUCCAGGAAAUGGUGGGAUUGGUGGUCAGCUCACUGGAUUCAAUGGUCAGGGAGGAAAGACCUGUCAGGUGAAAGUUGGACCAUUUUGGGCAUUUUGCCAGAAGGGGUAAGACCAGACAAAGGCUGGGGAUACGUAGCCCAAAUUGGGAGAGCGGUGCUUCUCUGGGUAAUCUGGGCUGUCAGAAAUGAACUCAGGCUCAAGGGGAAUACCAUGCCGGAAGCCCAGGCAGAGAAACUCUUCAGAAAGCUGUUAAAAAACGAGGCGUUGGCAGACGGGAGGAGGAAGGCGGAGAGAGGCAGGAGGAGGUCUGGCACACAAUGGUUCAAGGAAACAUGGGGCCAAAACCCUGCAGUCCUUCAAGUCUCUGAGGACAACAAGCUGAAGUUCUCACUUUGGUGGGACAGGUAAGGCUAAUGGAAGAGGCAGGAGACGGGAGGAGGAUUGGACCAGGAGUCCGUUCAGGUAGGCCAGUGUUAGUAGUCAGAACCAGGGUACUCGGUUCUAGCUCAGACCGCAGUAGGUCACUCAGGGGAGGAGGGUGGAGAGUGCCAUGGAGACCCGGAACCUCGGUUCCACCGGUCGAAUAGGCCGGCGCCAGGCCGCAUUAGGCCUACGUGUAGUUAGAUGACUAGUUAGGAGCAGUAGGAAUAGGAGGUAGGAGCUUAGUUUGGUGCGUGAAGAAUAUGUGACAGGUAGCAUUGUCCCUGAGUCUAAUUUCAAGGCCGUAUUAGAUGAAUGAAGGACUCGAGCAUCG
Chara braunii is the source of this 2716-nucleotide messenger RNA. The record is from the annotation of a GenBank genome assembly. NCBI's taxonomy places the organism in Eukaryota, Viridiplantae, Streptophyta, Charophyceae, Charales, Characeae.